Messenger RNA from Doryrhamphus excisus (bluestripe pipefish), 1725 nucleotides. RefSeq names its product protein Z, vitamin K-dependent plasma glycoprotein b (gene prozb). The record is from RefSeq and is a predicted model, not a curated record. Lineage: Eukaryota; Metazoa; Chordata; Actinopteri; Syngnathiformes; Syngnathidae. Gene Ontology annotation, biological process: proteolysis; blood coagulation. Gene Ontology annotation, cellular component: extracellular region. Gene Ontology annotation, molecular function: serine-type endopeptidase activity; calcium ion binding.
AUGAAGAAGUCCUUCACCAGAUACUGUGUGAUGGUUAUUGGACUCGGCACCAGUACCAACCUUCAUCAGAUCCCCCAGUUCAGGGCUGUGUUUGUACGCGCACCAGCAGCACAGAGCAUCUUCCUGCGGUCCAAACGAGCCAACCUGUUCUUCGUGGAGGAGAUACUGCAAGGCAAUCUGGAGCGGGAGUGUUAUGAGGAGCUCUGCACGUACGAAGAGGCCAUGGAGUACUUCGAGGACAACGCCAAGACGCUUGCCUUCUGGACCGUUUAUGCCGACGGGAAUCAGUGCCGUCCCAACCCCUGCCUUCACGGUGGGAACUGCACCGACAAGGUGGGUGGAUUCCACUGCUCCUGCACGGCCCCCCACCACGGCCCAGCAUGUGAACUGGGAGCAGAAGCGGGGACCAACAGCCAGGAAGAUGAAGCAGAGGCGCUAAGAGCUCCACGGGGGCCAGGAAUGGCGCCCUGCCCCACCAGUGGCCCAAGCGUCUGUCACCAGCUGUGCACCGUGUCCGCUCACAAGUUCUCCUGCUCCUGCGUGGCAGGCUUCAAACUGCAGAGCGACGGGCGGAGCUGCCUGCCUGAAGUGGAGUUUCCCUGCGGACGACUUCCCGGCGUCCCGACCACACGACCCGUGUGUCACCAUGGAAACUGUCCUUGGCAGGCUUUGGUGCUGGACAGCAGGGGGGCGGAGCUGUGUGCCGGCGUGGUGUUGGGUCAGCGGUCCAUUCUGAUCGCUGCCAGCUGCCUCCUACAGGAAGCUGACCGCCACCCCUCCAAUUUCUUAGUUGUCACCGGUAGCAAGGGCACACCGAUGUCCGUCAAAGCUUUCUACAUCCACAAACGCUACGUUCCAAAUCGCCAUCAGAACGACCUUGCCUUCCUCGAGCUGGCCCACCCCCUGCCCUUGGGCGCCACCCUCAUCCACCUGUGUUUGCCCACCAAGGAUUUCAGCGAAAACAUCCUCAUGUAUCCCGGGAGGGCUGGGGUUGCAGCCAGCAUGAACCAGAACUUGGACCAGAAACUAGUCUACACAAGUUUGGAGGAGUGUCGCCGCCAUCUUAAUGUCUCGCUUCCACUCGACAAUAAAAUGUUCUGCAUGAAGAGCGGACCAAGUGGACCACUCUCCAAGCACAAUCAAACCCAGAUGGAGAGUCCACACAAAGCCCACACUGAAGGUCCAACAUUAAAGUCCACGGCUUGGCAAUGUGGCGGUCUGGCGGCCGGCAUGCCGGCGGCCACAGUGGAGCACGGGACUGCGUUUCUAACAGGGCUGCACAUUUUGCCACCAAAAGGCUGCCCUCAGAAGGGGCUGGUGUUCACCAAAGUGUCCCGGUACCUAGCUUGGAUCAGACUGCAUCUGGAGGCCGCUGAGAAGCACGUGACCACACAAGCACCCCCAAAUCAAAAAAGACUGACCUACCCAACUUUUGAGUGACGUGUCCAGUUUAGGACGUCACAUAUUCUCCACCGAAGAUCACCAAGUAAAGAUGCUCUCCUCUGCAACAACACUGCAAAAAGCAGCCAGUCGAGUUGAAACAGAGUGAGACAUCCUUUCGAUGGGGAAGAGCAAACGUCAGAAGAAUCAGCAAUCAUGGAUUUGAUCUUAUUCCAAUGAAAAUGAAAUCAGCUCUUAUAAAUCUUAUUCCUUAAUAUCUCAGGGCGAUAAGCAUCACCAACAUUUCAAGUGACUUUUUUGCUAUUAAAAUUCAUUUCAAACCCA